AUGUUGUGCACUUACAGACCAAGGAUACCAAAAGGUUCAAUUUCGAGUAAAACAAUGAAUUUGAAUGUGGAUCCGAAGCUGAUACGUAAUAUUGGCAUUAUUGCGCAUAUUGAUGCAGGGAAGACAACGGUUACGGAACGUUUAUUAUAUCUUGCUGGUGCAACGAAGUUUUUGGGGAACGUUGAUUCUGGAAAUACUGUAACGGAUUUUAUGGAAUUAGAACGUGAACGAGGUAUUACAAUACAGUCUGCUGUAGUAACAUUGUUCUGGAAAAAGCAUAGAAUCAAUUUAAUUGAUACUCCUGGACAUGUCGACUUCACUCUAGAAGUAGAAAGAUGUCUUCGGGUGUUAGAUGGUGUUGUAACUAUCUUGGAUGCAUCAGCCGGUGUACAGGCACAAACUAUAGCUGUGUGGCGACAGGCGAAGAAAUUUUCAAUUCCAUCGGUUUUUUUUUUGAAUAAAAUGGAUAAAAAAGGUGCGGAUUUCUGCAGAUCUGUUAACUCGAUAACGGAGAGAUUGGGACUAAAAAAUCCUAUCAGCGUCUGUAUACCCAUUACGCAUGAAGAAAAGCAUUUUGCGGCAGUAGUUGAUGUAAUUAACAAGCGUUACUUGAAUCUUGACUUAGAUGGCGAAGCACAAUGGACUGAUUUAAAAGAGGGUUAUUCCCAGUAA
Brugia pahangi is the source of this 672-nucleotide messenger RNA. The record is from the annotation of a GenBank genome assembly. NCBI's taxonomy places the organism in Eukaryota, Metazoa, Nematoda, Chromadorea, Rhabditida, Onchocercidae.